AUGAGGGAAUUGAGCUCUGAAAAACUUUCCCGCGCUGAGAGACUGGAGUUAUGGAAGAAGGAGAAGAAGUCAAAAAUUGAGUCCAACAAGGGCGACAGCAAGGCAAGAGUCCUAAAGGACAUUCCUGUCAACCAUGCGAGAAAAAUAGCGCCCAAGGACACGCCUCGCCCUGAGGCGAAGACGGAGAGGAAAAUCCUGCCUGCCUCUUCGUCCAACUUCAAACAGCACCACCAGAGGCUUCAAGUGAACCGGGCGAGGAACGCUCAGGCUCCCGUCACAGCCCGGACGUCCACACAGAAACGAGUGAAGCCCGCAAACGACAUCAAGUCCUCUGUUGAGAAGCUUUACAGCGGGAUUCGAGAUAUCCAGGAGACGAAGGCAUUGAAGGAGCAGGAAUGUGAAAAGAAAGCGAAAGCAGAUCCAGCAACGAAUGUAGCAGGACAAGACGCCAGUUUUCAGCAGGCGGAGCCCUCGGAUGUAGCAGCCGACACCGAAUAUUCUCUUCUUGAGUCUGAGACGGCUAAGUCAAGCAUGAUUGAUAUCCGAGAGAAACAGGGGAGCUUGCAAGAUUCCGACGUCGAAGGAUGCGGAGGUGACAUGGUCCAGCAAGUCGAUACAGUGCUGGAUUGUGCUGCGAGAGAGGCGGAAGGAGAGGAGGGAGCUCAGAUGGAAGAGGUCAAGGCAGAAGAGGAAGUAGAAGAGGUGAAGGACGAAGAUGACGGAGAGGAGUCCGUCGGUGACCGCUGCUCCUUGUCGCCAGUGGAGCUUCCAGCAGACUCCGAGGGCACAGCUGAGCAGGUCGAUCAGGUUGCGGCCACAGGAGAGGAUUCUCUGUCUUCGACUCAAGUCAUGAAUGCUCCGUCUUCCAGCAAGCAGCGUGCAAGUCCGAUCCCUGAGAACCUGGAGGAGGAGGAGGAGGAGGAGGAGGAGAACGUCAGUCAUGAUGGAGGAGGCGAUGUCGAUAAGUUGAAGUUCGCGCUCUACAAGGUCUCGAACAGGCUGGCUAGGUGCACGUCGUUGCUCCAGGAGGCCGUGAAGGAGAACGCAGAGCUCAAGCAUCAGCUGGCCUUGAACGAGGGCUUCAAGAUCCGGUAUGAGGCCCUGGAGAGCACGGUGAAGGAGAUGAAGAUGGUGGAGGAAGCGAAGGAGGCCGCUGCUGCGAGCAUGCAGGAGGAGGCAGGAGGAAGCGAGGCGGAGGGAGACUUGAGCAGGAAGAGGGUAGGAGGAAAGCUCAGCCCUCCCCAGCUGAGCCCCAAGAGAGCCAGGAUGGAGGACGGCUCCCCUACCACGAGCUCGGAACGAAUCCGUCUUCUGACCGAGAGGAUUCUUGCCCAGGACAAGGAGAUCCAGCAGCUCCGGAAGGCGGUAAAGGGGAAGGAGGGAGCGUUCUCACAGGAGCGGAAGACGCUCAUCGAGAGGCUGAGGGUCGUUGAUGAGCAGAGGAGGGAGGCGGAGACUGCGCUGGACGAGAACGACCUCAUGUGGCAGCAGCUGUUUAACAACCAGAUGGAGCAGCUGAAAAAGAAGGUCCAAGAUCAAGACGCAGCCAAGCAGCAGCAAGACGCUGUUGACGGCGAGGGAGCGGCGAAUGCAGGGGAGGACGGUGAAACCAAGAGUGAGGAGAGUGCGGCGGGUUUGUAA
This is a messenger RNA of Guillardia theta CCMP2712, 1641 nucleotides long. RefSeq lists its product as hypothetical. NCBI's taxonomy places the organism in Eukaryota, Cryptophyceae, Pyrenomonadales, Geminigeraceae. The transcript has 3 exons. Bases 1 to 1641 code for a protein of 546 amino acids. The record is from RefSeq and is a predicted model, not a curated record.